CGCGGGGGGCGCCGGGGGGGGCGGGGUCAGGGGUCAGGGGGUCAGGGGGUCGGGGGGUCGGGGGGCCGGGACAGGGACCGGGCUGACCUCUGACCUCUGACCUGGCUGUCCUUGGCCCCGCCGGGAUCUCCCGGGGGGGGGGGGGCACCGGGAGUGACGUCAAUGCCCCGCCCUCGGCUGGGAGUGACAUCACCACCGGCUUCCAACCUGGCAGCACCGGGCUUCCCUGACAGGGCGUGACCUCACCACCGCGGCUGGGGCUGACGUGUGACGUCACCACCCUGCAGCAGCAGCGACCGGGCGUGACAUCACUGGUGACCUCACUGACCAGGUGUGACAUCACCACGGACCCCCCUGACUGGGUGUGACAACACUGGUGACCCCACCAACGGGGUGUGACGUUGCCACUGACCUCACCGGCCGGGCGUGACAUCGCCAGUGACCUCGCUGACCAGGAGUGACAUCACCACUGACCUCACCGGCCGGGCGUGACAUCGCCAGUGACCUCACCGACCAGGAGUGACAUCACCACUGACCUCGCCGGCCAGGCGUGACCUCACCAGGAGCCAUGUGGCGCAGCAGCGGGGUCGUGGGGCGGGCUCUGGCUGCCUCGUGCCGGCCCCGCCCCCCCGCCCGGCCCUGCCCGCGCCCCCCACCCCCCCCCGGCCCGGAGCCCCCCCGGGACCUGGCGCUGCCCAACGGCGGCUGGAGCGGCGCCAUGAGGCGGCAGUACCGGCGCCUGCUCGACAUGGCCGCCACCGGGGCCUGGCGCCGCCUGCCCUCCUACCGCAGCGCCCGCCACCACCUGCGGGCCGGCCCCCCCCCCGGGGACGGGCACCGACCCCCCCCCCCGGCCCCCCCCGGCCCCGCUGCCGGCCCCGUGGAGGCGCCCGCGACGCCGAGGGACACGCGGCUCUUCCUGCGCGCCAUCGACGGCGACGGCGACGGCUUCGAGUACGCCAUGUUCCUCAACGCCGCCGAGCGCCGCCUGCUCUGCCUCUUCCAGCCCGGCCCCCACCUGGAGGGACACCCGGGCCUGACCCACGGCGGUGCCAUCGCCGCCAUCAUCGACAGCACGCUGGGCACCUGCGCCCUCGCCGUGGCCGGGAGGGUGAUGACGGCCAACCUCAGCAUCGACUACCUGGCCCCCGUCCCGCUGGGCGCCGUGCUGCUGCUGGACGGCCGCGCCGAGCGGCUGGAGGGCCGCAAGGUUUUCCUGUCCUGCCACGUGCGGAGCGCCGACGGGGACACGCUGCACGCCCGGGCCACCGGUCUCUUCAUCCGGCCGGACCCCGCCAAGCACCGGGCGCAGGAGGGGGAGGGCGGCCGGUAGCCGUCCCCGCUUCCCCGGGUGUCGUGUGUGUGUGUCCCGUGUCCCCCCCGUGUCCCCCCGGGUCAUCCCCCCCGGGUCCCCCCCG
Molecule: messenger RNA, 1418 nt
Organism: Grus americana (Whooping crane)
Lineage: Eukaryota; Metazoa; Chordata; Aves; Gruiformes; Gruidae
Product: acyl-coenzyme A thioesterase THEM4-like
Exons: 4
Coding region: 569-1333 (254 amino acids)
Source: RefSeq, a predicted model, not a curated record